AUGAAUUUCGUUCCAUCGGUGCCGUGGCUUGCCAUCGCUGCUCUUGCUUCUCCUCUGCUGGCUCUCGUCUAUAAUUGGAGACAAUCCGAGGGACGUCGAACUCCGUCUGGGCCGCCGUCGAGACCUAUCGUGGGCAAUAUCCUCACUAUCCCUCGGAGAGGAGCAUGGAAUCUGUUUGCAAAGCUCCACAAUCAAUUCGGUGACCUGAUUUUCUUCCAUGGACUCGGACGCAGCGUUUUGGUUCUCAACAAACUGAGCGUCAUAAACGAUCUUUUCGACAAGAGAGGCGAUAACUACUCUCACCGUCCUGUUUUGGCUGUACUGGGCGGGCUGAUGGGCCUGGAUCAGAGCAUGACCAUGUUGCCGUACGGCAGGGAGUGGAGAGAGCAGCGGAGACUUGCACAUGUGGGGCUCAAUGCCACCGUGGUGAAGAAGUAUCACACGACACAAGAGGACCUUGCGUCGAUAAUGCUGCUUGACAUGCUCAACACGCCGGAGAAAUUCUUCGAUCAUGUUCGCUUAUACGCUGAAAGAAUCAUUUUAUCCGUGACAUAUGGUCUGCCCAUCGACGUCGCAGAUAAUGAGUAUGUGACACAAGCGGAGGAAACUAUGCACAUCAUUAGCGACGCAAUGGUUCCUGGUGCUUUUCUUUGUGAUUUGUUGCCUUGGAUGAAGUGGCUUCCGUCUUGGGUUCCUUUCCAAAGAGAGGCUGCCCACGGGAGAGCCAUGAUCGAACACCUCGUCACAAAGCCAUUUGAACAUGUGAAGCAAGAUAUGUCUCAAGGAGCAGCAGCACCGUCCUUAACUCAAGAUCUUCUCGCCCUUUCUGAUGACAAUGCACAACUUUUUGAGAGUCGCGUCAAGUGGGCCACAGGCUCUAUGUACGGAGGUGCGUCAACUUAUGCUACUGUAUUGACGUUCAUGAUGGCCAUGGCGCUGAAUCCAGAGAAGCAAAAGCGUGCUCAGGCCGAAGUUGACAACAUCGUGGGCUCUGAUAGGAUGCCUGCGAUCUCGGACAUAGCACAGAUGCCUUAUGUCAACCUUGUGAUAAAGGAGACCUUAAGGUGGCACCCGUCUUUACCCCUAGGUAUUGCUCGCCGCACAGAUCAUGACGAUUUCUAUGAAGGGUAUUUCAUUCCGAAAGGUACUGUCGUACUACCGAAUGUAUGGUCGAUAUCCCAGAAACAGAACGAGAAAUAUGACCCAACGAUGUUCAUCCCAGAGCGUUUCCUCGACCCCUCCGAAGAGAUCACCGAUCCUUUCACGUAUGUGUUCGGAUUCGGUAGAAGAGUCUGUCCGGGGAAGGCUCUUGCAGAGAACUCGCUUUUCGCCGCCAUUGCAGGUAUCCUCUCUGUCUUCGAUAUCUCUGAAGUUGCGCCAGGCGAACUUGUGCCCCAGUUUGGUCCAUCUCUCGUGAGUUACCCAGAGCCGUUCAAAUGUAACAUCAAGCCUCGCUCGCCUGCAAAAGCAUCUCUCAUUGAACGGCGCACGGGUCAGUAA
Molecule: messenger RNA, 1500 nt
Organism: Stereum hirsutum FP-91666 SS1
Lineage: Eukaryota; Fungi; Basidiomycota; Agaricomycetes; Russulales; Stereaceae
Product: cytochrome P450
Exons: 13
Coding region: 1-1500 (499 amino acids)
Molecular function (GO): iron ion binding; oxidoreductase activity, acting on paired donors, with incorporation or reduction of molecular oxygen; heme binding
Source: RefSeq, a predicted model, not a curated record